Molecule: messenger RNA, 835 nt
Organism: Ruditapes philippinarum (Manila clam)
Lineage: Eukaryota; Metazoa; Mollusca; Bivalvia; Venerida; Veneridae
Exons: 3
Coding region: 3-536 (177 amino acids)
Source: RefSeq, a predicted model, not a curated record
ACAUGACUUGUCCAAGAGAAAAUAAUGAUUUGGAAAAGCCCAUUCUCUACUGGUUAGAUCCAACGAAUAAUCUUGACUUCAAAAGGAAAUUUACUUCCAGACAGGAAAAAGAGUUUAAAACCUUUGACUUGAAAAUGGUCGAAACCAUAGCCGAAGUCAAAGACAAUCAUGCAAAAAUCAUAGCUGUAUGUAGCAGAACGACACAUCGUCUAGAGCAUAUGCUCGACACGUUUUUGAAAAAUGUUCAUGAGGAUGAGUUUGACAGACUUCUUGUAAUCAUUGUUCACAACAGCGAUUUUGGCGAUAUUCCGCAUGUACCGUCAACAAUGAAAAUAAAUCUCCGAAAUCGAUAUAAAGCACUUAAACAUAUUAUUGAUGUGGAUUAUAAAAGUCCAACGCCUAGGAACAGACUUGUUCAUACAUUCACCCAGCAGAAGCGAGCAGAAAUAGUAUUUUGUGAGACGAUAUUUAAGGAAUUCCUUAAGUUAACGGAUAAAAGUGAGACAAGUGAGGAUAUAGACCAUAGUGGUUGUUAAUGUGGAAGAAUAUCAACAAAAACGCAUUCUCAAAAGUGAUUCAAUGGAAUGGAAUUUUGUAUGAACAUACAUGUAUUCCAGACGUUAAAAACACAUUAUGUUCACAUUUUCGCUUUAAUGCGAGCUGAAUUAUUUAUAUAUUUUAAAAGGCCGACUAAUAUUAUGGUCAUUGGCCAAAAUAUGACUUACAUAAUAGAAAUGAUACAAUCUUAAAACUGCCUAAAAUUCAAAACAACUACCCAACUAUUUUUUAUCAAUUGAACAUUGAAGAAUUGAUUUUUUCAUGAGUUGCAAAGGUA